CAGCACGGUGAUUGGUGGUGCGCUGUGUCCCAACGGAAAGAGCCGAAGAUGUUGGCACGGUCAUGUGAUCAGCUGUGUCCAAUCACAGCUGAUCACAUGGCACUGAUGAUCAGUGUGCCCUGAUGAUCUGUGUAGCCCCAGAAGUACCACCUGUCAGUGUCCAUCAGUGCCAGCUGUCAGUGCUCAUCCAUGCCACCUGCCAGUGCCCAUCAGUGCCACAUCAAUGCCACAUAUCAGUGCCUACCAGUGCACAUCAAUGCCUUUCAGUGCCAGUCAUUGCCACCUAUCAAUGCCAGUCAGUGCCACCUAUCAGUGCUGCCAAUCAGUGCCAGCCAGUGCUGCCUAUCAGUGCAGUGUGCCGC
This is a messenger RNA of Staurois parvus, 362 nucleotides long. NCBI's taxonomy places the organism in Eukaryota, Metazoa, Chordata, Amphibia, Anura, Ranidae. The record is from the annotation of a GenBank genome assembly.